Lolium rigidum is the source of this 924-nucleotide messenger RNA. RefSeq names its product elongation factor 1-gamma 3-like. Gene Ontology annotation, biological process: translational elongation. NCBI's taxonomy places the organism in Eukaryota, Viridiplantae, Streptophyta, Magnoliopsida, Poales, Poaceae. The transcript has 4 exons. The record is from RefSeq and is a predicted model, not a curated record. Gene Ontology annotation, molecular function: translation elongation factor activity; glutathione transferase activity. Bases 153 to 539 code for a protein of 128 amino acids.
GUUGAGCUGACCAAGAACUUUGAGAUUGGUGUCUCAAACAAAACUGCUGAAUUUGUCAAGAUGAUUCCCCUCAGAAAGGUACAUUCACCAGUUAAAUUUACAGAUAAGUUUAAGUGUUUAAUACAGUGAUUCAGGAACUAAUAAUUUUUUGCAUGUUCCUGUCCCUGAGACUCCGGGUGGUGUUAUUUUUUAGAGGAAUGCUAUUGGAUGCUAUGGUUGCUCGUUCGAAGGGUGAGAACCUUCUUACGGAGAAUCUCUUAUUGAACAUGCAUACUUGUACCCAAGGCUUGGUUUCAAACACAAAGAUCUUCUACGAGGUUGCCGUUAAAAGGAGUCUGGGACAUGUAUGGCAUAGACAGUUACUCUGGUUCUGUAACUACAAGUACCACACAGAGAACACUGUGUCAUAUGUGGCCCUGAACAAGAUUGGCAUGUUCCUAUUGUGGAUGGAUCUGUGCUGGAAGAAUGCUUUUGGCAAGAUGCUUGUGAUUGGUUCUGUGGCGCCCUUCCGGGUCAAGGGACUCCGCUCUCUUCCGUGACCAGGACAUCCUCAUGGAGACCAAACUUGACAUCUCCGAUGAGGCCCAGAAGGAGCGGCAACGCCAUGAUUGAGGACAAUCUUGAGCUAUGUGCCUUCAAGUGAGCGGAGUAGUGCUUGGGGUCAAGACGGCAGCGUCAAAGAACUAUGUAGGACCUGAAUUCAGUGUUGAAACCAUGACCUGGCUGCCCGCAUCUCCUCUCUAACCUAGUAGAAGAAGCAAGUGCAGACUACUUUGGUCUUGCCUAGGCUUUCUUCAGACUAGGCUGGCUUGAAACGGCAGUUUUUUUUCUUUCUUGGGAAGGGUUUGUUUUGUUACCCAAUGCCCAAUUUGACCAGGUGAAAACCAGUAAACUUUUGUGCUAUGCCAUUGGUUUUUGAGUCUA